Messenger RNA from Equus quagga, 2606 nucleotides. RefSeq names its product SREK1 interacting protein 1 (gene SREK1IP1). NCBI's taxonomy places the organism in Eukaryota, Metazoa, Chordata, Mammalia, Perissodactyla, Equidae. The record is from RefSeq and is a predicted model, not a curated record. Gene Ontology annotation, molecular function: nucleic acid binding; zinc ion binding. Bases 142 to 609 code for a protein of 155 amino acids. The transcript is spliced from 5 exons.
GGGCCUUCCAGGACUGUCACCUAGGUGCCGCGGCUUGGGUGGCAGGAAGAGGCCACCCCAGCUGCGCGUUGUCCUUGCGGCCGGCGGGAAGCGAGGGCGCUCUCGAAAUCCGAGGGCUUCUGCGACCCCUUUUACAGCACCAUGGCAGUCCCAGGUUGCAACAAGGACAGCGUCCGAGCAGGCUGUAAAAAAUGUGGCUACCCUGGUCACCUGACUUUUGAAUGCCGCAAUUUUCUCCGAGUAGACCCAAAAAGGGACAUAGUUUUGGAUGUCAGCAGCACAAGCAGUGAAGAGAGUGAUGAAGAGAAUGAAGAACUGAAUAAAUUGCAGGCAUUACAAGAAAAAAGAAUAAAUGAAGAAGAGGAGAAGAAAAAAGCAAAAAGCAAAGAGAAAAUCAAGUUGAAAAAGAAAAGGAAAAGGUCUUAUUCAUCCAGUUCCACUGAAGAGGACACUUCAAAACAAAAGAAACAAAAAUAUCAGAAGAAAGAGAAGAAAAAAGAAAAAAAGAAUAAAUCAAAAAAGGGGAAACAUCACAAAAAGGAAAAAAAGAGGAGAAAAAAGGAAAAGCAUUCUUCCACCUCUACUAGUUCUGAAGUCUCCAAAAAAUAACCGAGACUUUGGCCUAAGCCAUUAAAAUACAAAUUUUGGUUUUUAAAAUUAUUUGACCUUCCUUGAAAUUUGCUAUAUAAUUAUGCUUUGCAAUAAAUCCCAGCCUUUUCCGUAUAGACAUCUUUUUCAUAUAUGGGACCAUUAUCCUCUGGCAAUAUAUUUUUAGUAUGGUAUGACUGUAAAGUGUUGAAUCAGUCUUAUUAUCCAAGUGUGGAUAUUUGUACAUACAAAACAUCAUUUUUGGUAUUCGUAGCUCUGUGUGUCUGACUAGUGUUAUUGCUUCGUAAGCUGAUUGUAAAUGGCUUUACUGCAGUCAACACGGGUGGUCUGCCCAGCAGUUAAUGCGUAUUGCUGAACCAAGUGUCCACCUUCCAGUGUAAAGUGAGGUAGGGGAUAAUGCUUUGCUCUUAACACUGAAAAACUUAAUAGCUUUAUAUCCUAUGAUCAUGUAUAAAGAUAGUGAAAUUCUUCUCUGUUGUUUUAAAAUCUCUAGCCACUUUUUGGAUGUCUUGGGAGAUGAAACUGCUUUAUUGGUCUUGACUAGGACUUUUUAAAUCAAUAGUAUCGGCAGGAAGAUGAUAAUGAAAAUAUUUACAACAGUUUUACUGUUUUAUGAAAUGCAGUUUCUAGUACCUGCCUCCGUUGUUUUCAUAACGAUUAAAAUAUUUCUUCAUUGUUUAAAAAGACAAGUCUAGUUCAGCCUAUCAGUAAGUCUCAUAAAGAUGAUGCUGUGUCGGGCAGGAUUUUUAGGAUAGACUCCUGGGUGGUUUUACAAAUGUGCCAUAUUGGCAUGUCUUAAAGUGAUACCUCAAACACAACUUUUUAUUUAGGAGGAUAACAGCUAAAUCUUCAUUAGAACUGAUUUUUAUUGUAUGCAGUAUGUAAAUUUUAUGAGACUUGUUUUUAUGAGUAAUGUGGAAAAUUUUUAUAAAUGUGAACAUGUAUAUUUAUUUGUCUGAAAUAAUUUGUAGUUUUGAAGCAGAUUUCACACUGAAUUUAUGGUUUCAUAAAUGACCAGUUUGGGGGGUUUCUCUCUUUUACUUCAGUCAUAAACCUUAGGAACAGUGACAAAAAUUUAGGAUUAAGAAUUUUACUCUGCACUUUUUAAAAUUUAAGAGUUGCAUCAUGAAAGCUUUUAUAUAACAAUGGAAAUUUUAUAAGGGUAAGCAUUUUCAAACAUAUUAAUAGAUAUAAAUGUGUCUUACAUUUUUAAUUUCACAAUGAUCAGUGUUACUUACUUUGGUUAAUACUUGGGUAUCACUUAUGCCCAGUGAAUUAAAUAGUGACUACCAUAGGAGCAUAGAAUGUCGGCCAGUUAUCAUGGCACAGCACCAAGGACUACAAGUACCUCACUGUGGUACAGUUAUAAGCUUUCAAAUUGGGAACCUACAGACAUGGCUGCAGGUGAAUUUAUUAUGGUGGAAUCAGGUAAGUAACCUCACACGUAACCUCACAGGCUGGCAUGGCGUACUGAUUCUUCCUUCACUCAGCUCUGGUGCCUGGCAUGGCCUCAGUGAGACGAGGAGAGCCUCGUAACUCCUCUAACAUGCUUACCAUGCUCAAAGUCUAGGGAAGCCAUACCCGCAUCGCUGUUCAAGCGUUACAGCCAUGGAAGCUCUCACUCACACUGCUAGCUUUUUUAUAACCUAAUUUAAUCAUCCGGCCUCCUCAAAAAGAAAUCUUAUUUGAAUAGUUCAGUCAGUUGUUUGGAGAGAAACACAGAGCUGUUAGGUUUUUAAGGGUUUGUUUUGCCUUUGCUGUAUUUUAUGUAUUUUUGAAAACUGUAUUUUAUGAAAAUACAGUUCUUUGGUUAUCAAGUUGAAAAACUAAGUAAAAAAAAAAAUCCUUUGAAAAAUGCUACAUGCGAAAGAAAGAAUGGCCUCAUCCCACUGAGUGUAUAGCAUGGCUAAAAAUAAUAAUAAUUGUAGUGAAACAGAGUUAUUUGUAAGUCUUCUUUCUGUUAAUUGAAGAGACUAUAAAUUGGCUCAUUAGGUUUC